AUGUUGCUGCGGACUUUACUCGGAGGGGCUCGUCUUGUGCUAACCCCUCGUGGAGGAGGAGGAGUCUCCCCUAGACAGCAAUGUCUUUGGAGGUGGCGACCCCCACAAGUACGAACACAGCACGGUGUAGUGUCAGAAGUGGCUUCCCACUCCAGAUUUGCAGUACCACCUAUCCCCAAAGCUGUGAGAGAUCGGACUGUAGGCCGCUGGCUCCUAAUCUGCAGUGGGACUGUGGCUGGAGCUGUGGUGCUGGGUGGUAUCACUAGGCUGACAGAGUCAGGGCUUUCCAUGGUUGACUGGCACCUGGUACGGGAGAUGAAGCCUCCUCGAACACAGCAGGAGUGGGAGGCAGAAUUCCAAAAGUAUCAGCAGUUUCCAGAAUUUAAAAUUCUGAACCAUGACAUGACACUGACGGAAUUCAAAUUCAUCUGGUACAUGGAGUAUUCACACCGUAUGUGGGGACGGCUGGUGGGGCUGGCUUACAUCAUCCCAGGAGCCUACUUCUGGAGGAAGGGCUACUUGAAUCGAUCCCUGAAAAGCCGUGUCCUUGCUCUCUGUGGGCUAGUCUGCUUCCAGGGUCUGUUGGGCUGGUACAUGGUAAAAAGUGGACUAGAGGAAAAGACAGACAGUCAUGAUAUCCCUCGGGUCAGUCAAUAUCGUCUAGCUGCACACCUGGGCUCUGCGCUUGUUCUUUACUGCUCCAGCCUUUGGACUGGGCUCUCAUUGCUGCUACCACAGCACAAGUUACCUGAAACCCACCAACUUCUACGCUUGAGGAGGUUCACUUAUGGAACAGCAGGCCUUGUUUUCCUCACUGCCAUCUCAGGGGCAUUUGUGGCAGGAUUGGAUGCUGGCCUUGUAUAUAAUUCCUACCCCAAGAUGGGAGAACACUGGAUCCCUGAUGAUCUCCUUGCCUUUUCCCCAUGGCUGAAGAAUUUUUUUGAGAAUCCCACAACUGUGCAGUUUGAUCACAGAAUCCUGGGAACCUUGUCGGUCGCAGCUAUCACAGGUCUGUACCUGCUUUCCAGGAAGAUCUCUCUCCCACGCAGGACUAAAAUGGCAGUGGCUUCCUUACUGGCUGUGGCAUAUUUCCAGGUCGGCCUGGGUAUCAGCACACUACUCCUGUAUGUCCCAACUCCUUUAGCAGCUACUCAUCAGUCAGGGUCCUUGAUUCUGCUCAGCGUGGCUCUGUGGCUUAUCCAUGAACUUAGGAGGAUCCCUAAAUAGCUCCGCUCUCCAAGACAGACCAUUUCUUUGGGCUUGAGGACUCGGGGAUGCUGU
This is a messenger RNA of Euleptes europaea (tarantolino), 1281 nucleotides long. It is a transcript of the gene COX15, whose product is annotated as cytochrome c oxidase assembly protein COX15 homolog. Gene Ontology annotation, biological process: heme A biosynthetic process. Gene Ontology annotation, cellular component: mitochondrial inner membrane. Lineage: Eukaryota; Metazoa; Chordata; Lepidosauria; Squamata; Sphaerodactylidae. Gene Ontology annotation, molecular function: oxidoreductase activity, acting on NAD(P)H, heme protein as acceptor. The record is from RefSeq and is a predicted model, not a curated record. The coding region runs from base 1 to 1227 and encodes 408 amino acids. The transcript is spliced from 9 exons.